Molecule: messenger RNA, 1320 nt
Organism: Coffea eugenioides
Lineage: Eukaryota; Viridiplantae; Streptophyta; Magnoliopsida; Gentianales; Rubiaceae
Product: disease resistance protein RPM1-like
Exons: 1
Coding region: 1-1320 (439 amino acids)
Source: RefSeq, a predicted model, not a curated record
AUGACGUGGCCAUCUGAGAAGGUACGCCGUCUAGCAAUCCAUAGUAGUAGUAACAGUAGCAACAUCCAAUACCACCAACAAAGACAAUUUUUUUCCUUUGAACACCUUCGAUCAUUCAUCACAGUUAGUUCCACCAACCCAUUACUGUCCAAAACUUUCCUAUCUGAAGUUUUAAGGAGUAGUAAGUUGCUAAAGGUUUUGGAAUUGGUAGGUCAAGAGAUAGAGGAAACACCAAAUGAGGUUUUCAACUUGUUGCACCUCACAUAUCUGAGCCUAUAUGGUACAAAAGUGAAAAGUGUCCCGAGAGCUAUUGGAAAGCUUCAACAUUUGGAAUAUCUGAAUUUGGGGUACACUGGACUUAGGGAAUUACCCGCGGAAAUCCUAAAGCUGCUAAAGCUUCGGUAUCUCACAGUAUUCCAACCAGUUGAUACCUCAGAUGAUGAUUAUGGAUUUCAUGGGUUUAAAGGUCCGUCAAAAUUGGGAGGGCUUCUCUCUUUACAAACAUUAAACACCAUAGAUGCAAGCAGCGGGUCUGUAAUAGUUAAAGAGAUAGGAAAAUUGACCCAAUUAAGAGUGUUAUAUAUUACACAGUUGAGAAGAGAAGAUGGAAAGGAGCUCUGCUCCUCCCUUGUCAACCUCACCAGCCUUCGGGAACUAAGUGUAGAUUCAGUUGGAAAAGGUGAUGAUUAUGAGAUAAUAGAUCUAAAUCAUCAUCAACAUUCUCUUUCUUCUUCUUCUUCUUCUUCUUGUUCGUUUCUUCAAUCUCUUCGUGUGAUACUUAUGUGUGGCCGCUUAGAAAAGAUGCCACAAUGGGUAGCUCAUCUUCACAGCUUGGUAAGAAUAGAUUUGGAUUGGAGCAGGUUAAGGGGUGAGGAGGAUCCGCUUGAAUCCCUCCAACAUUUGCCCAAUUUGGGUAGAAUCAAUUUCUGUGGAUCUUACCAGGGAGAAGGGUUGUGUUUCAAGGCUGGAGGGUUCCUAAAGCUGAAGUGGAUGCACUUAAAGAGAAUGGAAGGGUUGAGAUGGAUGAGAGUGGAGGAGGGUGCAUUGCCUCGUCUCCAGAAACUAUUUCUGGAACAACUUCCAUCACUAGAGGAGUUGCCUAUGGGUAUCCAGCAUUUGAUCAAGCUUCAGCGGCUGACUUUGUAUGAGAUGAGUUCUCAAUUGAGAGAGAAGCUGUUAGAGAAUCAGAAGGAAGAAAGUGAAGAUUACAGAAAAAUCGCACACAUUCCUGAAAUUCUCAUUGGUUACUAUACAGAUGAUGGGGAAUGGAGAGACCGCUGGUUGUGGGCCGAGAAGAAGAAAACAUAUAAUCUUUCCUAG